AAAAAAGAGAGAGAGAGAAAAAGGACCGAGGGCUGCUUGUUUCCACCACAGGUCGGAAAUGGAAUUUCAACUGACUGCAUUGAUUAUCAGUUUACCCCUUUUUUCUAUUUUUUCAUACUGUUUUCUUUUUGUUCUUCUUUCUUCUUUUUCUAUACAAUGUCCCAAGUACAGAAAAAAAUCAAAUCGUUAUCUCCUUCUGUUUCUGCUUUUCAAUUCCUUGUUCAACCGCAAAAAACUAACACAGUCGAGUUGACCCGAUCGGCAACACCAGAUGACUAUUUCUCCUCUUCUUCUACUUCUACUAGUUCCUCAGAUGCUCAAGACGAACAGGAAGAUGAAAGUACUUUUAUCUAUAGACAAAAGCUCUAUGUAAUUACUCCAGAAACAAGACAAAAGCUAUUGGCCAUGGGUCAAUUACCACUAGAGUCUGAAUGGACUUUCUGGUAUGACAAAUUUGUGCCUAAUCUGUCAGCGACAGACUAUGAAGCGAAUUUGAAAAUUAUAGCGACCAUAUCAAGUGUGCAGAAAUUUUGGAGUAUCUAUAACAAUAUUGAUGGACCCGAAAGACUUGGAUUCAGGAGCAACUAUCAUUUUAUGAAAAAAGGUAUUAAGCCAAUAUGGGAGGAUCCACAUAAUGAAUAUGGCGGUUCAUACCAUUUCAAAAUACCAAAACAAUACACAAAGACUACCUGGCGAGAUAUACUAGUACUGCUUAUAGGUGGGCAAUUAGAGGAUUCGAUAAAGAACACUAUUUAUGGCGUAUCUAUAUCUUCUCGUCAGCAUGUGGAUAAUUAUCAAAUUUGGACUGCACAGAAUAAUACAACAUUGAGUGACGAAGUUGUUAAAUCAGCAUUGAAUGAGCUAUUACAACCCACUGAAAUUCAGUCUAUAUAUUUCAAGAUACACAAGACACAUGCUGACUUUAGACCAAGUACACCUACUUUUUCAAAGACUCUCAAGUAAAUUGAGAGCAUAUAUAUAUUUUUUUGAAUAAAUUGCAAUGAGACACCAAUUUACAGACCGGAAAAGCACCUUAUUCGUCUUUCAUCCCUAUAAACCUGUUUAACAAAAAAGUUGUAAUUUUACCCUAAAAAUACUCUUGUGAUUAGACUGAGUACUGGAUUUACAAAAAAAAAAAAAAAAAAAA
This is a messenger RNA of Gilbertella persicaria, 1147 nucleotides long. Its product is annotated as translation initiation factor eIF 4e-like domain-containing protein. Gene Ontology annotation, molecular function: translation initiation factor activity; RNA 7-methylguanosine cap binding. The transcript is spliced from 5 exons. Bases 157 to 963 code for a protein of 268 amino acids. Gene Ontology annotation, biological process: translational initiation. NCBI's taxonomy places the organism in Eukaryota, Fungi, Mucoromycota, Mucoromycetes, Mucorales, Choanephoraceae. Gene Ontology annotation, cellular component: eukaryotic translation initiation factor 4F complex. The record is from RefSeq and is a predicted model, not a curated record.